Necator americanus (New World hookworm) is the source of this 213-nucleotide messenger RNA. RefSeq lists its product as uncharacterized. Bases 1 to 213 code for a protein of 70 amino acids. Lineage: Eukaryota; Metazoa; Nematoda; Chromadorea; Rhabditida; Ancylostomatidae. The transcript is spliced from 3 exons. The record is from RefSeq and is a predicted model, not a curated record.
AUGAGUUCAUUUUCUCUUGCUUCAUGGUCAGAAAGUCCUAUUUCUAUCGUCUUCCCGAAACUCAUGCAAAUAAAUCAAGUGCGGGUAAACCAGCUGAAGCAAAUCAAUAAAAAAAAGCUACGAUUCCAACAUGCCAAGAUUCAAGGACAGUCGAACAUGGACAAUACGGGGCAAGUUGCGUGUCAAAUAGCACCAAGGAAGUCCAAUCGAUAA